CCCAGGGACGAGAGUGUGAAGUCAGGCCUCACAGGGGCAAGAAGAAAGCCGUCCAAAGCCAGCUGGUCUGGCUUUGAGGAAAACAAAGGAGUCAGAAAGCAAGAGAGAGAGAGAACGUGAGAGAGGAAGGCAGACAAAAAGAGAGACCGAGAACAAGGGAAAAAAUUAGGGUAAUACAAGGGAAAUUAAGAAACUAAGAGAGGCACAUCUGAGAAAAAUACCUGAGGAAGGCCUUAGCAGCAGGUUCGGUGAAAGUAAUCGAUCAUCACAAGAAACAGGGCAUUUUACCCGAGGAAGAGAAAGCACCAAGAAGCUCCAAGUAGAGAGAAGCACUGAAAGCAAAAGAAGAAAGAACGUAAAUAAGACUUGAGCUGGACAUUUGGGUCCAGGACUGAGAAUUGUGCUGCUUCAUUUGUUAGGAUCGUGGUGUGGACACCUGAAGAAAAAGACGCAGAAAGAAAAAGAGUGAGAGAGAAAGACUCGAGAAGAAAGAGUGGAGUACAAUGUGCUAGGGGAGUGAAGGCAGACAAACUCUCGUGUUUUUCUGAUAUUCUCGGAGUGUCAGAGAGACCAAGCAAGACGCCAAGAUGGGACGGAAGAAGAUACAGAUCACACGGAUCAUGGAUGAGAGGAACCGACAGGUUACCUUCACAAAACGGAAGUUUGGUUUGAUGAAGAAAGCUUAUGAGCUCAGCGUAUUGUGUGACUGUGAGAUUGCCCUGAUCAUAUUCAACAGCUCAAACAAACUCUUUCAGUAUGCCAGCACUGACAUGGACAAAGUCCUACUUAAGUACACAGAAUACAACGAACCCCACGAGAGCAGAACCAACUCUGACAUUGUAGAGAAAUUAAGAAACAAAGGCCAUAAUGACUGUGCCAGUCCUGACCCAGAUGACUGUUUCGGUCACAGUCCCCUCUUGGAUGAUCGUUUCGGCAAACUAAACGAAGAGAGUGAUUUAAUGUACAAGCGCUGUGGUGCGCUUAACAAGAAAGAACACAGAGGCUGUGAUAGCCCGGAUCCUGACGCCUCAUAUGUCCUCACCCCUCACACAGAAGAAAAAUAUAAAAAAAUUAAUGAAGAGUUUGAUAAUAUGAUGCGAAAUCAUAAAAUCCCGACGGCCUUGCCCCCGCAGAACUUCUCCAUGCAUGUGGCUGUGCCAGUGACGAACCCCAACGGCAUGUCCUACAACCCCGGGGCCUCUCUGAGCAGCCAGAGCCUGUCGGCCGCCACUGCCUCUCUGAGUGACAGUGCCAUGCUGUCUCCUCCUCAGGGUUCACUGCACAGAAACUUAGUGUCUGCUGGGCCCCCACAGAGGCCCCCCAGCACAGGCAGCGCAGCAGGAAAUGGCUUCGUUAACCAGAGGGGCUCGCCGGGGCUUCUGGGUACACCCAGCGGGAACGGGCUUGGUAAAGUCAUGCCUGCGAAGUCACCGCCGCCACAGGGGGUCAACAUGGGCAUCGGUAGCCGCAAGCCAGACUUAAGAGUCGUCAUCCCCCCAUCCAGCAAGGGCAUGAUGCCACCCCUGCAGUCGGAGGAGGAAGAGAUGGAGUUGAACACCCACAGGAUAAGCAGUGCCCAGUCAACCCAGCCUCUGGCCACACCGGUGGUCUCCAUCACCACCCCGAGUCUGCCACCACAAGGCCUGGUAUACUCAGGCAUGCCCACUGCCUACAACUCUGAAUACUCCCUGAGCAGUGCUGAGCUCUCCUCUCUGCAAGGCUUUGGCUCUCCAGGGCUCUCUAUAGGCUCAAUGUCGGCAUGGCAACAGCAUCAACUGGGCCAGGCAGCCCUCAGCUCACUGGUAGGUGGGGGCCACUUACCUCAGGGCUCAAAUCUCUCCAUCAACACAAGCCAGAAUGUCAACAUUAAAUCUGAGCCCAUCUCUCCUCCCCGCGAGCGCAUGACCCAAUCUGGUUUCCCACCCCAGCAGCAGCAGCAGCAGCCUCCCUCCGGCCGUCCAGACAUGGGCCGUUCACCUGUCGACAGCCUCAGCUCCUCCUGCUCCUCGUACGACGGAAGCGACCGAGAGGAUCACCGGCACGAUUUCCACUCCCCACUCGGCCUGGGUCGGCCCUCCGCCUCCGGGGCCAAAGAGAGGGAGAGCCCCACAGUCAAGCGCAUGCGCAUGGACGCCUGGGUGACAUAGAGCUGUCCAGAGCCUGACAGCCAGUCAGUCAGUCACACGCAGGGCUGGGCAGGGGGAAAGGGCGAGAGGAGUGACAGCAGGGAGGGUCAUUAUUGUUAUUAUUCUAUUGUUAUAAUUUAACGUCAUUUCAUUUUUUUUGUAAGUAGGUGGAUGGGGAAAGAAAUCGAAAAUGUCCUGACAUAUCGAAAUUAAGCAGAUGAGUGGAGAGAGAGGGAAAUUCACCAAUGAAUGGUGUACUAAAAAAAAUAAAAAAAAAAAAGAAAAAAAAAAUGGUGUUAUCAGGUACUUGAUGCAAAUUGCAUUGUGCAAGAGUCCAAUGUAUGAGGAAAAAAUUUUGUCAUCACUGGUGCAGUUUGACACUUGUAGCUGUUUUCGCUGUUUAAUUUGCAAACAAUCAAAGAAAGUUUAGGGGCGGCUUUCUUUCUGAAGGCUCCUGCCUGCUGGGCUCAUGUAUUUAACAAUCUGUAUCUGCACUCGCCCUUAUAUGAAGUAAGUCACUUAUUAAUUUAUUUUAAGGUAUUUGAUGAUAAAUUUGGAUCAGUUUUACGAGGGAGGGUUUGUAUCUUAAAAUGAGAUCACAUUUCACCUCAGUUAAGACAUUAAGUGAAAGAAAUGAAAAUGUCUCUAAAUUAAUAAUAGUCGCUGAUUAAAUUUUCAGUCCUUUUAUUUGCGUUCUUAAUAAAUUGGAAAAGAAGAGGUAGCCCAGUCGACUUAGAGACGAUAGCAAGUCAUUGUACAUUCAUGCAGCUCCAACAACUCAAUGGUAACGCAAGCCAAAGCCUCUAUGUAAUUUUGUCGUACUGUAGGUUGGGAAUUUUCAGCAUUUCUCUCUCGGUGUUUGUUUCAUAUUAGUUCUGUCAUAGUGUGCAUUGUUACAAGCAUUGGAAAACGAUUAACAUGCAAAGCAGAUCUUGAAACGAUAUCUAAAGCCAUGAACACUUGCUGUUCUGUUUGUAAAUUAAAGAUUUGAGCCAAACUUUUUUCUUUUGUUAUGUACAUAGCAACUUUAAUAUAUAUCACCUUUGGUGUAAGUACGUAUGUAUUGUACCUUCACCAGAUUCAAGAAAAAAGUAUAUUUUUGUGGAUUACUGCCAAGUUUACAAGGCAAGAUCCUUAUUAAGUAGAGUAUUCACUGGUUAAUAUUUACUAUUUUGUUAACUAUACUGUACUUUCUUCAAAUCUGACUAUUAUUGGUAAUAAUCAAGGUGUUUUUUGUUUAGUUUUUUCCUUUCCAAGAAGGUCAUUUUUGGGUCGUUUACCCUUUAAUGGUGGUGAAUGUCUGUCCAUAAGAAAUUGUAACAACAGAGCUGUAUGAUUCGAGCUCAGCUGUCUUUAUUUUGUUUUGUAAUGAUACUUGUCAUGCUAAGAAAAAACUAUGGUUGCAUUUCUUACAACUGUUUUGUGAGGGAUUAUCCUGCAGCUGCCGAAUACACUGCCUACUUUAACCCAUCACAGCUUAGAUGCACUAUUCAUUGAAAUCCAGUAAAAAGACAUUUCUCUUUACAGU
This is a messenger RNA of Carassius carassius (crucian carp), 3654 nucleotides long. RefSeq names its product myocyte-specific enhancer factor 2A-like. Gene Ontology annotation, biological process: cell differentiation; positive regulation of transcription by RNA polymerase II; heart development. The coding region runs from base 588 to 2147 and encodes 519 amino acids. NCBI's taxonomy places the organism in Eukaryota, Metazoa, Chordata, Actinopteri, Cypriniformes, Cyprinidae. The transcript has 12 exons. Gene Ontology annotation, molecular function: histone deacetylase binding; DNA-binding transcription factor activity, RNA polymerase II-specific; RNA polymerase II cis-regulatory region sequence-specific DNA binding. The record is from RefSeq and is a predicted model, not a curated record.